Messenger RNA from Gordionus sp. m RMFG-2023, 912 nucleotides. RefSeq lists its product as uncharacterized. The record is from RefSeq and is a predicted model, not a curated record. NCBI's taxonomy places the organism in Eukaryota, Metazoa, Nematomorpha, Gordioida, Chordodea, Parachordodidae. The transcript has 2 exons. The coding region runs from base 1 to 912 and encodes 303 amino acids.
AUGAUUACUCGAUACAAAUUAUCCAUGCGGGUCAUAAAUCAACAAAAAUACCAGUUAGAUAGAGUGACUAAACAAUGUUUAGCGCAGAUUCCCAUCGUAAAAUUUAAUAUUCUUGCUUUUGUCGAUGAUAUUUGCAUUAUAGGAGAUUCUAUAUCACACCUCCAAUUGCUAGUGGACAUGAUGUCCCAAGUUGCUGAUUUUUUUGGUUUAAAAAUAAAUAUUGAUAAAACAAAGUUGUUGACAUCAAUAUUCUUCCCUCCAAACAUGAAUCUAACGAUACAAGGGAGAAAAAUAGCAGAAGUUCAACAAUUAAAAUAUCUAGGAGUGAUACUGGAUAGAAAAGGAAAUACUAAACUAGACCUAAUAGCUAAAAUAAAUAAAGGAAGACUGAAAUAUAGAUCUUUUAUGAAAAUAUGGAGUUCGAAUCAAUUAUCAAUUCCGUUAAAGAUUCGAUUAUUUAAAACUUUAAUAUUCCCCUCCUUAAUCUAUGGUAUAGAAACUUGGAAAGAUACCAAACAAGAAAGUAAAAAGAUGCAAACGUUCAUUAACAAAUGUCUUAGAUAUAUUACCAAAACUUUCUACCCGUAUAAUACUUCGAAUCAUAAUCUUUGGUCCAGAUGUGACAUUCUCCCUAUAUAUAGACUAUGUGAAUAUAGGAAAAUCGAAAUAUUAGGGCACAUUCUCAGACAAGCCCCAAACAACCUAGUAUAUCAAGCCCUUUUUAUUACCCCUUUGGAAGAAUUAUCUCUCAAACCUUUCCUAUCCUACAAAAAUAGUUGGUUUGGUAGAAUAAAUCGAUCAUUAUCGGACAUAGAUCUAUCUUGGGAAUUCAUAAAACGUGCUUCGUUAGAUAGAAAAACUUACAAAAUCGUAUUAAGACUUAUUUACGAACACUUGACGAAUAACUGCUGA